Messenger RNA from Candoia aspera, 5438 nucleotides. It is a transcript of the gene CNP, whose product is annotated as 2',3'-cyclic nucleotide 3' phosphodiesterase. Gene Ontology annotation, cellular component: cytoplasm; membrane. Gene Ontology annotation, molecular function: 2',3'-cyclic-nucleotide 3'-phosphodiesterase activity. The transcript has 4 exons. The record is from RefSeq and is a predicted model, not a curated record. The coding region runs from base 107 to 1375 and encodes 422 amino acids. NCBI's taxonomy places the organism in Eukaryota, Metazoa, Chordata, Lepidosauria, Squamata, Candoiidae. Gene Ontology annotation, biological process: cyclic nucleotide catabolic process.
GCGAGCGCGCUCCCUUCGCCUGAACCGAAACGAGCUCGUCGGCGGUCUUCCAGGUGCGAAACUUCCUGAUUCCGCUAUCUCGCCCCGUCCGCUCGGUGGCGUUGCCAUGAACAAAGGCUUCGCCCGGAAGAGCCACGCGUUCCUGCCAAAGAUUUUUAGGAAAAUGUCUUCCCAGCCCAAAGAGCGUCCUGAGAGCUUGCAGUUCCCCUUUCUGGAUGAUGAUGAAACAAUUACCACCAUUCGGGAAUCAAAAACUUUUUUUGUUCUCCGGGGUCUACCAGGCAGUGGGAAAUCUACCUUGGCGCAGGCCAUCCAAGACAAGUACAAGGAUGCUUGCAAAGUCAUUUCUGUUGACCACUACAAAAUCCAGCCUGCUGUCAGGAGUGCCAUUCCUGAUGAUUACAGCAAGGUCGAUGAGGAUCUAGCUGACUAUUGCAAGCGUGACAUCAGUGUGGUGGUGGUAGAUGACACCCACCAUGAACGGGAGCGGCUAGAGCAGCUUUUUGACAUUGCAGACAAGUAUCGCUACAAAGUCAUCAUUGUGGAGCCCAAAACAUCAUGGAAAAUGGAUUGCUUGCAGCUCAAAGAUAAGAACCAGUGGAAACUUUCUGCGGAUGAGCUAAAGAAAUUGAAGCCCAGUUUAGAAAAGGACUUCCUUCCCUCUUAUUAUGGAUGGUUUUUAAGCAAAAGGAGCUCAGAGAACUUGCGGAAGACCGGGCAGGCAUUUUUGGAUGAGCUUGCUAGUAUUAAAGCCUUCAAAAAGGAGUCAAAUAAAUACUUUGGACAGCCCCCUGAAGAACCCAAAAUGAAGAUUGAUCUGACCAGCUACUUUGUGAAAAGGCCCCCAGGGGUCUUGCACUGCACAACUAAAUUCACUGACUUUGGGAAGGCUCCAGGAGCAGAUGAUUAUGCACAGCAAGAGAUUGUGAAGACCUCUUAUGGAAAAUCUUUCUUCCUGACCGUAUCUGCUCUCUUCAUCACCCCAAGAACUGCUGGUGCCCGUGUGGAAAUGAGCGAGCAGCAAAUGCUUCUGUGGCCUGGGGACGUGGAUGUGCUGCAGCCAGCGGUCAACCUCCCAAAAGGCAGCCGAGCCCACAUCACCCUGGGCUGUGCCAGUGGGGUAGAAGCUGUCCAAACUGGCCUCGACCUCCUUGAAUUUGCAAAACUAGAAAAGGCAGGGAACAAAGGCGAGGAGGUUGGGGAGAUUGGCGGUGGGAAACUUUUGUCCUUUGGGAAUGGCAUGUGGAUGCUUUUGCUUUCAAAAAAGAUUGAGGUGAGGGCUGUCUUUGGUGGCUAUUAUGGAAAGGGAAAACUGGUGCCAACUCAAGGAGGUAGCAAACGGGGAUCGCCCUUUAAUUCCUGUAUCAUCAUCUAAGGGCUCUUAUGGCCUCCGCAGGCUUGUUUUCAUAUGAUAUAAUGUGUAACCUUUUAUAAGAUCUUCCCCAUCACAACACACACAGUAGCAUCCUACAACUAAAGCCACAUCUUAAUUCUAGUGAUGUCCUUUUUUAGAGGAGUAUUUCUUGACCUUCAGAGGCCUGAAUUCCUCUAAUGGAAAACAUUAGCACUCUUUUAUAUCUUUAAAAUUAAUACAACUGAAUACUUGGAUGUUCCAGCCUUUUGAGACUUCCUUUUUUUUUUUUUAAUAUAGAGAAAUAGCCUUUCCAAGUUUGCCAGAACUGGGGCUGUUACUGUGCUGUAAAUCUACUUGACCCCUUACAGCUACAUUAGGGUUACAGCACGAGGGGGAAGCUGAUGGAUUGUCCACUGCAGAGCAUGGGGAAAGCAUGAGGGGUGAAUAGAAUCACCUUUUCCCAGUGAUCCCUCACAUAAAAACUCCCUGACAGGAGGAAACUAAUACUGUAGGUAACCAUAAAGGUAGAACUUUAUAGCUUUCUAUUUUCAGCAAGGGUAUGGGGCGAAGGGAAGUAUUUAGAAGUUCAUGACCCUCCUUUUACAUCCUCACACAAUCCUAACCUUUCAUUUGAUUCCAGAUUCAGGCUAGACUUAGAAAGUUUGGAUCAGUCACACCUCUGCCCAUAUUCUGAAAACAUCUUAGCGAAGUGAGUGGACAUUACAAAGCAUUAGGCUUACAACGCCCAGAUUCACUUCCCAAGUUAGCCACAGAGUAAGUAGGUGGCUUCAAGGACUCUCUCCUCAGCUGAGAUUCAAAAUCAAGAGCUGCCAUCUCUGUUCAGCUAAUCUUUUGAGCUUGAUAUAAAGAGGAGAGAGAUGUUACCUUCCUGGUCUGCAGUUGAAUCUUCAACAAGAUGAUGUACUUCUAAAAUGAAGCAUAAUGCCUCCCUGUUUUGGUUGGACAUGGCAAGGUCUUGCUAAUAUUUCUUCUAUGCAAGCAAGUAGCAAGUACCUUUUCCUAUUUUUUUUUAAAUGGGAGAUAUAAAGCCCCCCCCCCAUUUUCUGAGCUUUUGAAACAGAUGCCAAGCAUCAAUAGGCUUCAUCCCAAACCUUUAAUGAAAAGUAGAUCUUGUUAACAUGCAACUGAGACUUAGCUUUUCACAAUGUUUUAGUCCUGUGCCAAUCUGUGCCAUUGCUAUUGCGUGGGUUAGAUGUCACUGAAAAGUGGCACUGUGGCUUGCAGCCCCUCCAACACUUCCUCUUGUAAAAACUUACAGGGGAUUUAUGAUCUUGCUUAUUAGUUAUCAUAGUUCUGAAGCACAGGCUUCUACUAACAGGGAUUUAAAACUAGGGAGUAGGAAUCUGCCUUAAAACAGUCACUUGGCAUGCUGUCCUUUAUUGUCUAAAAUGAUGGCAGUAGAUUUUCAGUAGAGAUCUUUUAUUUGUUGUCUGAUAGUUUAAGAUGCCAAGAAACUGAAUUUCAACCAUUGCCCAUGAAAAUCAUGUAGUAAGACUGCCCUGUCUCUUCAGUACAGGGUUUUUUUUUUGACAAGGAUAUUUGAAUUGGUGGAUUAUCCAGCAGCAACACUAGUUGUAUUGACUAGAUCUUAAACUGCUGCAGUUGGUCUAAAUUAUGAGUUGCUUGAAGUACUGUAUCUGAGAAAAGUAUCUCACCAUCUGUGUAAAGAGGGAGACACAAGGAUGUUACCUAUGUUUUUUUAAUGGAUGGAUGCAUGCAGCCAGAUAGCCCAGCAUGGAUAGGAAAUCCAUCAAAGCUUCAAAUCUUAUGAAAAAAAGGGACAAUGGGCCAAAAUAUGUAUCAAUGAACAAGUAUUUUAGACAAUAGAUGGUAUAGCCAACGCUUUGAUAGUUUAGUUGUAGGGUUUUGUUUUCUGAAUACAAAUAUUCAUGGUGCAAUCUAAAUGCAUAUAAACUGAGAAGUAAAUCCUUCACAGUUCAACGAGUUGUAAAGUAAUAUACAACAUCCCCAACCUAAUGUUCUUUAAAUAUACUGACUCCAAGUCCAAUCAACUUUAGCCAGCAUAGCCAUUGCCCCUGCUAGCUAAGACUAUUGUGCAAGUUGAAGCUCAAUGCUCCUAGCACAUGAAACUACUCAACAUUUGGAAAUAUACUUCAAGGAAGAAACUAACAUUUUAAAACUUGUCUUCUUAAAUACACAAAGACCCCUCAUGACUUCUUCAGUUACUGAUUAAACGAAGAAAAUGAAUUUAUAUGUGCUUUUUGAUUUUAUAAUAUACUUAUACAUAGUAUGGUAUGAGUUAAACAACCUGUAAGAAUAAGGGGCAAACCAAACAUGCUCUAAUCUCAGCUGAACCAUGUCAUGUAUUGAGUGGUAUAUAUUUUGUGUACACAAUUAGUUAAGUUCCCUCAAGUACUUUACUGUAAGUCUAGUUGAACACAUGGCCCACUUACUUUCCUCCAUAGCAGCAUCUGUAUCAACAGUAUGUCAACCACCAAAGUGUUAACUAGAUUAUAGCUGUCUUUUCACACUAUCUAUUGCAAAGCUGGGCAAUACACAACUGACCUAACCCCCACUUUUGAGUUGAUUUAUAACUUUACAAUUAGUCCUCCCUUCAGCCCUAAAUAAUACACAGGAUUAGCCUUGUUGAGCAUGACCUUUAUUGUGGGAAAAGAUCUCCAAGGCCAGCCUUAGCAAAACUGAUGCCCUUCAAUUAGGUUGAACAACUUUCCUUCAUUCAUAACCAGAAUUAUCUUUGCUGUCACUGACUUUAGGCCAUGCUAAUUGGGGAUUAUAGGAAGUCAAAUCCCAAUACAUGGCAAGAACAUUAGACUGGGGCCAUUUUUUUAUACCAUCAAUGUGAAUACAGUGACAAUAAUAGUUGUCCUCCCAUGUAAUUCCUGGUGGUUUCAUGAGAAUAUGCUCUUGAUCAACAAGAUUAAAAUGGGAGCUAGUUAACCUGUUAGACAUAAAUGAAAGCUAUGAAAUAAGUUACAGAACAGACAUCACUUGAAACUUAGAAUUGUAGUCAUCCAAUAUUUAAAGGAAGAUAGGCGGAUGUUUGAGUUACUUACUUUUCUUGAAUGCUUAGCUAUACAAGAAAAAGCUGGUUGUGCUAAAGAUGUUGCUCAGGAAACAUAUAAUGUAACUUGCAUGUGCAAAAUAUGUGUGUCAGUUCUUAAAUAUUUGCUGUUUAAAGGUCACAUUUCUGUUAAUACAACUCAAAUAUGGUCAAAGCUUUUUUUAAACUGACAAGGAAGUAGCACCUGUCAAUGGUUUUGAUUGAUGUAACUUAAAACAGUAACUCUCAUUCAGUUUACAUAGUAGUCAGAUUCAUAGCAAUUGUAAAGUACAUUGAAAUAAAUGUAUUAACAUGCAGAAAAUGUUUGUGUUGAUACUUACACUAGGCUGAGUGAUAUGGAACCCUUUACUCAAGCCACCGCUAAACUGAAGUUUCAGAUUAUAGGCACAGAUUGGGCUUUGUUUUAUAGGUCUCGAACUGAAGGACUGAAACUGGGCACAGACCUGAACUGUAGUUUACCGCCACUCAUUUCUUCUUGUGAAAGAUGUUAGUGUGUGCUGCUUUGGAAACUGCUCCUGGAUGCCUCCAUGAGUCUCCCGGGGCCUCCAAAGUAAAGCAGCCAUGCAUGUGGAGAGCGCCAGAGCACUUCUAAAGCAGCUGGAUGAGCCUAGGGAAAGGCCUGGCUGCUUUAAGGAUUCCAAGAGGGGUGAUUCAAAUGCACACCUGUGCUUUGUGAAGCACCUCUUUAAAAGAAAUGGAACAUCCCCAGUACAUACCUUCCCCAUAAUCAAAAACCCCAUCUAGGUCUCUUCUGAGUUUUAACAUUGGUGGUCUUCCUGUCUCUCUCUCUUGCCAUCAAAAAAUAAAACUAGUUGUACAACUCACACAAUUUAACACUGACCGUCAUAGAUUUCUUGGGAAUCCCCCCCCCCCAAAUUAUUCAAUCCAGCACCUGCCACCACACUCACAGCCUCAGCAUUGUCUACUCAGUUUAAAGAGGCAUAAGUCACCAAUGAGAUCCAGAGUGUUUAUUUUUUUGUACAUCAUAUACAUUUUAUAAUAAAGUUAAUAUCAAUUGCA